This is a messenger RNA of Cucurbitaria berberidis CBS 394.84, 1278 nucleotides long. RefSeq lists its product as uncharacterized. The transcript has 2 exons. Gene Ontology annotation, cellular component: mitochondrial large ribosomal subunit. Gene Ontology annotation, molecular function: structural constituent of ribosome. The record is from RefSeq and is a predicted model, not a curated record. Gene Ontology annotation, biological process: translation. Lineage: Eukaryota; Fungi; Ascomycota; Dothideomycetes; Pleosporales; Cucurbitariaceae. Bases 27 to 1073 code for a protein of 348 amino acids.
CAAUUGAGCCACAACCACAUUUCACGAUGCCUCCUCGGAUACGCAUACGGCCACGCGCCCUUCGCGCCUGCACCUCGUGCCAAAGCCAAACCCUCUCAUUACCCGCAAUCGCAACCUACGCAUCUGUUGCAACAGCUUCAGCAACGACGCCGGCACCUCCAAUUCACCAGAAAUUUCGCUCAACACCCCCAGUGCUACGCUACCCACCAACACAACCACCCUCUCACAAGCCACCGGAGGUCCGCAAAACCCAAUUGCAUCGUCAAUACCAGUCGCUCCUCAAGUCCUCUCCCUUGAUCCUGAUCUUCCAGCACAACAAUGUCAAAGCAGUAGAAUGGAUGAGCAUAAGAAGGGAACUAGCCAUUGCGUUACGGAAGUUAGACACUGAGCGGCUGAAGAACGGGCAAGAAACGCUAGCAGAGGAGGUCAAGAUGCAGGUGAUCCAAACAAACAUCUUCGCCAGCGCCCUCCGUGUUGUCGAAUUCUUCAAUCCCGAAGCAGACACCCUCUCUCAUGCACAACAUCCCUCGGAUCCCCGCACGCCUACGAGCGCAACCAUCCCACAGACGAGCAACAGCCCCGACGACGAGCGCUUCACACACGGCCUCUCACGCCGCGCCCAUGAAGUCGCAAAUAACAGGAAACUGAAACUCGAGUUGGAGCCCUUACUUUCGGGUCCCCUCGCCGUCGUAGCUUUCCCCUCCGUCUCGCCCCAAUACCUCAAAACUGUCCUCUCCAUCGUCUCCCCCUCGAAGCCCAACUUCCCCGCACCGACUCGAAGGGUGAACCCAGACUACUACGAGCCGUCAGUGCAAACCGGUCUGCAGAAGCUGAUGCUGCUAGGCGCGAGAGUAGAGGGCAAGGUGUUCGAUGUAGAUGGAACCAAGUGGGUUGGUGGGAUCGAUGGAGGCCUUGACGGCCUUAGGUCGCAGCUGGUGCAUAUGCUACAAGGCGUUGGUGGCAGCCUUACGAAUGCACUAGAGGGUGCCAGUAGGAGCUUGUAUUUCACUGUUGAAGGACGGAGAAUGGAUAUGGAGGAGCAAGAGAAGGGGGUGGAAGAGAAGAAGGAAUAGACAUGUUGCGGUGGUGCGGUGCCAUCGUGUCUUUGUAUUAGAAUCCGUACUAGUGGACGCAUUAUGUAUAGAUAUUGUACAUGUAUCAGCGUUUACAGGCCGCAAGCGCUUCUGUACAUCCAUCGCUUUACCGGGUUUUCCAUUUUUGAAACCAUAUUGUGAAAGCGAAACUCCUGCUAAAAAAGCACUCCAAACAAUAACCGAC